CGCCUGUAGUAGAUAUCAGCUGAAUUAUUCGGCUAAAAUGCCCUGGCACGGGCAUACGUAGUCGUCGGUCCGCCAUUACGACGCAGCCGAGACACGUUCGUCGUAUUUAGUUAAAUAUUUUCGUUUAUAAAUGAGUAAUAACGCUCAUGAGCUAAGUAAUCGACUUCUGAAUGCCCUGGAUAAGAAUUACAAUGUCGUCGACAUGCAGACGGUUAAUGAAAUUAUAUCCAUUUUGGAGAAGUUUAAUAUCACAAAAGAGCUGUUGGAGACCACCCGACUGGGCAAGCACGUGAACGAGCUCCGACGCAAGACAAGCGACCCGACACUCGCUCGCCGCGCCAAGGUGCUCGUUAAGCGGUGGCGAGACCUCGUCAUACCAGCCAUCGCAUCGCCUGCCCAUACGGGGUCGAACCGAUCGUCAGCGGAGCGACAAGUACGCAGAUUGGGAGGCACACCUCUCACAUCUCCAGCACUAUCACGCCAUGUGGUGAGCCCCGCGGUACCGAGUCCCAGACUUCUUGCUAGGCCAGCAUGGGGUGGUUACGAGUCGGACUCGCAGGACGUGAUCCUGGUGGACGACGACCCCCCGCCCCCUCCGCCGCCCGCCCUCACGCACAAGCCUGUCACACCACCUGUCAAGAGAAUGUCCACCCCGGAUGUUUUGAGUGAUGAAAAAAAAGCGAAAAGGGACAAAAAACCAAAAGAAGAAAGGAGACGUCCAAAAAGAAGGGGCCACAGUCGCGCCGGCUCCGGAGCGGAGACGACGAUACCGGAAGUCCCCGAGCCGUCCGUCCCGCCCGGGACAGGCCCACCCGGGACUCCUAUCCCGCCCGGGACCGUCGCGCCGAACACGUGGGGCGCCCGCAACGGCUCGGGACCGGAACGUCGACGGAAUGGAUGGAGAAGGGACCCACAAGACCCCUACACAGCGCUCGUUAACAGACUGCCACCGGCUGGUGCUAAGAAGGUUAAAACAACAAAGGAGCUAUUAGAGCAGAUCCAGUCGCGGGGUAGUGGCAAGACUCCGUCGAGACCACUAUCUCCGCGCUCACCCGGCUCACCCCACUCACCAGAUGUCAUGCUUAUAGAACCGGAUUCUAGUCCAGUAAAGGUGGAGUCGCCGCUUCGCAACGGAAGCAGCGAGCCGAGGCGACCGAAGACCGAAGCGGAGCCGGAACCGGAACCGAAGCCGGAGCCGGCGGCGCUGCCGCCGCUCGAGGACGAGCGCGAGUGGGCGGAGUGCACGUGCGGCUCGGAGGAGGGCGCGGGCGGCGCGCGGGCGGCGUGCCCGGCGGCGCGGCGCGCGGCGCUGCGGCCGCUGCACGUGCAGGCGCUGCACCACGCGCUGCUGCCCGGCGUCAACGGCACGCGCGCGCCGCUGCAGCCGCACCGCUUCGCCGUGCGCCCGCCCGCGCGCGCCGACCGCCCCGAGCUCUUCACCAGCGUCGUGCCGCUCUACAGCUACUCGGACUACGCGGACGACUACUGCGUCAAGAACCUGGCCCGCGUGCCGCUCCGGGCGGCGCCCCCGUGGACGGAAUUCGCCCCGGCGCCGCCCUCGCCGCCGCCGCCGCCCUCGCCGCCGCCACUCAGACCCUACCCCCUCGACGAACCCGAAGUGGAGGUCGAAGUCAAAAUCGAGACAGAGGCCGCGGCGGAUUCGGCCGACGACGGACCGACCGACCCCCCCGAGCCCGCUCCGACGUCGAAGCGCGAGCUGCCGAAGAUCGAGGCCGAGAUGGUGUCGCUGCCGAACCUGGAGCCGAGCGAGAGACUGAAGGCGCCUCUGCUCUCGACGGAGGACGAGACGCAGUUCGGUGCCGAACCGCGGGCCGACGUCGAAGUCUUCAAACAGUUCGUCAGUGAGCCCCCGGAGCACCGAACCGUCGAGCGGACGAAAGCGGAGGAUAUCGACGGUCGGACGCUGUACGCGCUCUGCGAUGCCGCGCUGCGGGCUGUGCCCUACCGCUACGAGCAAACCUUCGCCGCACCUAUCGUAUCUCUUCCCGCCGUGAGGGAGACGGGUGAGGAGGGAGAGGGGCUAGUGGAAGGGGAGGAGGAGGCGCGAGACGCAUUACUCGGCGCGUUAGAUGCGGCCGAGCAAGCCACGGAGCGCGACGAGUUCGGUCGACCGCUACGGACCCCUAACUUCGCGGAGUGGCACGAGUGCGCUCGCCUCGGAGACCUCGUGGCGCUGCCCUACGUCGUCAUAGACUGACGUCGGGACCCCCAGUCUCGCCGAAUUCCAAGUGUCCUUAUGUUAGUUUUAAGAGUGACGGUUGUAUAUAGAUCGUGUGUGAGCGCUCGUGUGUACAUACAGUUGGCGAUGUGAGUGUGAGACCGCGGGUGUGAUACAGAGCGCCGGUCGCCCCGGCGGAAACUCUGAUGGAAAUCUCUAGACUGUUUCGUAUCGAGAUAUCUUGUUACCGAAUGUGAUUUAUAAAGAAAAUUAGGUAAUUAAUAAUAAUAGGAGUUCCAAUUGUAUAUUAUACAUAUAUAUUGCUAUAUCGAGUCAACUAUCAGAUGUGAAUAAUUUAUAAUCUUUCGAUAUGUGAGCCGACCACUAUCGUCGUUUCGUAAGUGAAAAUGGUACCUUGAACGAUUUAAUAAAUUGUUUUCAAUACAUUGCGAGUAAUUUUUAGACAAAAAAUUGUCCGUGAGAGGCCUCCGCGUCGCGACGUUCUUUGCGGUUUGUUUCUUUAAUUUUGUUAAGUGUAUAAGUUGUUAGGGUUCGCGGGGGCUUUUGACGGAGCCGCCCGGUUUAGUGGGUCUGAACGAUUCCAAUGUGCCAGACGAUUUGUGCCAGAAAACUGAUGAUUUUUUUAAACAAUUUAUUGCGAGUACCAAAAAGCGUAUUAUAACUUAUAGUUUAUCGUUUUCUAAUGUAACAAAGUUUUUAGUCAACGAACUUUUGUAAAAAAGAUAUACAAUUCGAAAAGUGAUAUUAAAUCAUGUUUUGUUUCAGUUUUUGUAGGAUUACGUAGAAAUCACUAGUAUAUCAAUUACAAUAGUAAAUUAUUAUUAUCACAGCUUAUUCUCUUAUUAAACUUAGUUAUCGGAUACCCAGAAGAGCAGUUUAAUAUUAUAUUGUAAAGCCCCAUGUAAUAAUUAUAUUUUUUAAGUUUCAAAUAUAAAUACGCACACAAUAUUGUAAAUUGUUAAAUAAUUUGAGUUAUAAUCUCUCGGAAUGAAGUUAUAUUACAACUUUUAAACGGCAAAUAACCAUAGAUACUCCAAAUUUAAUUAAUAAUUAAUUAGAUAUAUUUAUACAUCUUGAUAACAUUGUUAGCGAUGUACUUUUUGCACACCAAAGGUAAAUGAGGACCAAUAGUUUUGUUAUAAUGAAAAGAAAAAUUCAAUUUAGUUUUUCUAUAGUUUUUGAACGUUUUCCUAAUUUUGAUGAAGUUAGAGUUUUGUUAAAAAUCCUUCAUUGUCGAAAUUGUUAUUUAAAUGGUUUUUGUGAUACCAAAUUACAUGAAAUGACAAGACGUUAUUUUUCAAGUCCUUGUUAAAUUCAUUGUCAACAUUAGUUGGUCAAAAUUGUGUUAUUUUUGUGUCAAUUUAAAGUCUUCCUUGUCUUGCUUAAACUUAUGCUCCUGUCUCAAUGUUAGUGUAAUUUCUAUAUUAUUUAAAUUAAAAACUCAUUGAAGACCAAAAUUAGUGAAAUUUUAGUUUUUAUGUAUAUUUAAAUAUCUGACUGUAAAUUUCAAGCUAAUUUAUUAUGAAAGUCGCGUAAGUAUUUUCCUAAAAGCGAAGUGUAUCAAAGAUGAAACUAAAAAAAAUACAAUUUGUUAAAGUUAAGUGUAUUUGUCAAACAUUAACUUAGAUUGUUAAAUGUUUCUAUAUAAGCUCUCUGUACCAUCCAUUUAUUUUUAUAAUCAAUAUUUCUGUUAGAUGUAAUAUAUCAGAUCCACUAAACUGAGGCUUGUAACUAAAGGCCUUACAUGUAAAGCGCGGGAUAAUCCGGGCGUGGAGCUUGUAUAGAGGGCAAUGUAACCCGGAGACUGCCUUGUUGGACUUGUUCCGAAAUUUUGGUAAAAUAUAGAAGCAAAAUAUAUGUGUUUUUAUUACGA
Messenger RNA from Melitaea cinxia (Glanville fritillary), 4073 nucleotides. RefSeq names its product WAS/WASL-interacting protein family member 1-like. Gene Ontology annotation, molecular function: transcription coregulator activity. Gene Ontology annotation, biological process: positive regulation of gene expression; regulation of transcription by RNA polymerase II. The record is from RefSeq and is a predicted model, not a curated record. Bases 131 to 2218 code for a protein of 695 amino acids. NCBI's taxonomy places the organism in Eukaryota, Metazoa, Arthropoda, Insecta, Lepidoptera, Nymphalidae. Gene Ontology annotation, cellular component: nucleus; mediator complex; core mediator complex. The transcript is spliced from 10 exons.